GUGUGUAGCUUAGUGCACUCAUGCACCACACACACUCACUUUCCCACUCACAUUUACUAGCUCACAGACCAGCAGGAGAGAGCACACAGAAUAAGACUACACAUGCACAUAGAAAGUUUUUAUGUGUAUUGACAAGAAUCAUUGAUUUGGCUGUAACAGAGGCACUGAAUGUGGUGAGACAUUUGGAACUGCCAACCAAAACUGCAAACCAAAUUUGGCAACAACUGAGUAGCAGAGCUGCGUAGAACAACUUGAUUGUACAGUACAGAAGAACAUGGACCACUCGCACCAUGAUCACAGCAACAUGGCUCCCACCUUGGUUCCUCUCAUGGCGACAGACUCUCACGGGGAUAACGGAGGACAUGGAGGAGGGGUCCACAUGAUGAUGCAAAUGACAUUCUACUUUGGAUACAAAAAUGUGGAGCUACUGUUUGCAGGACUUGUUAUCAACACACCUGGAGAGAUGGUAGGGGCCUGCAUAGGUUGUUUCCUGCUGGCUGUGAUUUAUGAGGGCCUGAAAAUCGGCAGGGAGUUCCUGCUGAGGAGGAACCAGGUCAAUGUACGCUACAACUCUAUGCCUGUCCCAGGAGCAGAUGGCACCAUGCUCAUGGAGACCCACAAGACUGUUGGCCAGCGGAUGCUGAGUCUGGCCCACCUCUUGCAGACGUUCUUACACGUCAUCCAGGUGGUGGUCAGUUACUUCCUCAUGUUGGUUUUUAUGACCUACAACGCUUACCUGUGCAUCGCCGUGGCGGCUGGAGCAGGGGUGGGAUACUUCUUAUUCAGCUGGAAAAAAGCUGUGGUCGUCGACAUAACUGAACACUGUCACUAACAAGCCACCUGGUCCAGCUUCCUUCCACAGAGACACAAACACACACACACAUACUAUAUUGUACUCACUAGCAUUGUCCAUUAGAUCCUCAUCAUCAUGUAUCCAUCUUUAUAUACACAUUAUAUUUUGACAGUUCACUGUGUCACACAAAAACUGGCGGAUGGAAAAGGUAAAUUAUGCUUUUAUGUUCGUGUCCCAUUGAAGUCUCCCGUUUGUAGCGCUGUCAGGCUUCCUUCGUUGUCGUAACUUGAUGUUGGUAUUCCGAAAUGCUGGCUUGUUACACAAACAUACCCCUCCCUGUUUGUUUCAACAGCUCUGUCAAAGGAGCAAUCCCCUGUCCUCCAGUUUGUCCCCAUUUCAUUUGCAUUCUGCGUUCGUUAUAGCACAACAAUCCAUGUUGGUUCAUCCUUACUGUAUAGGGCUUCCGCUCUUGCUGACACAGGGCAUUUCUGACAAUUCAACUGUAUCUCCCUUGGAAGGUGAUUGUGCUGGUGCAGGCACUGAGGAGUUGUAAGAAUAAGGCCCUAUGCAGCUUCAGAAGCCUAGUCAUAUCAGCAAUCCUCAUGACAAUCCAGUAGGGAUCCAUAAAUAAAGUCUCACUGCAACAGCCAAAGGUCAUACUUGGGAUGGUGGGCCAACUCUGGGUGUAUGACUGAGCGCCUUACUAAACCCUUUGCCUUAAAGAAGGGAAACGUGACAGCUUAGGCCACAUUGUGGCCUGCAGGUGAUUUCUAAUCAAAUUAUUCUUGUUGGACAUAAAACACCAGGAAAUCAGCUCAUAUUUUAAUUUUGGAAAUCUAUUCCCAAGAUGGAGAAGCAGUGAAUGGAAAGCACUGACAACGUUGUAAGCCCUUUAUAUGAUACCUGCUGCUGUUUGUUGGCUUGAGUAAAAGCCUCAGUAUUUAUCAUUGACACUUGAAGUCUUGAUUUGAACAGUAAUUUUAAACUAGCUCUCACACACUAAGAACCCACUGUAAAAUAAUUAAAAUAACACAGGAAGUAAAUUAGCUUGCAAGUGAACACAACAUAAAACAGUUGUUAAGUCCCAAGGACAAGCAGGGGACUAUGUGGACAGCAGAAGGCUGAAUGCAGUGUUUCCUCAGACUGGUGUAGUUACACUUACUGCACUUUUUGUGACCUCAGUGCUUAGGCCACAUAGACUAUACACACUGAUGGAAGGGGGUUAUCUAUAAAGUAGAACCUAAAGAAAUUAUUUUUAUUAGUUUAUCAUGAAAUUGUUUUUUUAUUUUAGAUAAAUGACAGUAGUAAAUGUUUCAGUUUUCUAAGGCUACAUUUACAUAGGCAGCCCAAUUUGAAUCUUUUGCCAAUUUUUUGGGCAAUAGAGAGGCUCGGAUUGGUCAAAUGACCAACACACAGAAAAUAUCGGAACUGGGCUACUGUGUAAAUGACUUAUUUUUUGACCUGGGCCCAGUUUCCUGAAAGCAUAAAGGCAAAGCUCUCAAUGUAAUCCAACAGAGCGUUAUAUAGCCAUUAAUAUCAACAAAGUAGCCUUAAGAUGUUUUUAGGAUACUGGAUGUUAUUGUAAGGCUGCAUUUACCCAAAGCCCAAUUCUGAUAUUUUUACAUUAAAAUCGUUUAAUUCAUUUCUGAACAAAAUUGAUUGUUAGACGAUCUGAUGUAAUUGGUCCGAAGUGAACUAAUUGGUGUUAAAAAGAUUAGUAAGUAUGCUGCAUUUAAACAGGCAGUCUAUAUGUAAUCUUUUCAGAACAUUGUGCUGUGCCUGACUUGGAGGUCAAAUUCCCACUUGCUAUAUCUGGAUUUAAUAGCCAUGUUCUCGUUAUGUGUAAGUCGUGCCAGAGACACUAAUUGUAUACUUGUACAUAUAAUUGUUUCUGCUUUACCAUGUGGUAUCAUGUGCAACUAAUAUAUUCUAGUCUACUGUACAAAUAAGCGUUGAAGCGAAUGGGCCAAAAUUACAGUGGGAAUCUGACCACCCCUCCAGCACAGCAUCAGUGUGAAUAUUACCUGGGCUCUUAAGUCUACAGACAUGUCUGUAUAGUUUGACAUAUUUACAGUCCUGUGAUCGUCUCUAAAAGAAGUAAUAAAUGGUAUCAUUCAACAA
Messenger RNA from Esox lucius (northern pike), 2914 nucleotides. It is a transcript of the gene slc31a1, whose product is annotated as solute carrier family 31 member 1. Lineage: Eukaryota; Metazoa; Chordata; Actinopteri; Esociformes; Esocidae. The transcript has 6 exons. Bases 275 to 832 code for a protein of 185 amino acids. Gene Ontology annotation, biological process: copper ion transmembrane transport. Gene Ontology annotation, cellular component: membrane. The record is from RefSeq and is a predicted model, not a curated record. Gene Ontology annotation, molecular function: copper ion transmembrane transporter activity.